AUGGCACCUAAACUAAAAUUCGCUGAAGGUGAAAAAGUGUUGUGUUUUCACGGUCCACUCAUAUAUGAGGCGAAAUGUCUUAAAAGUUCAGUUACAAAGGACAAGCAUGUCCGAUAUUUGAUACAUUACGCCGGUUGGAAUAAAAAUUGGGAUGAAUGGGUUCCGGAGAGCAGAGUAUUAAAAUACAAUGAAGCAAAUGUGCAACGACAAAAAGAAGUGCAGAGAGCACAUUCUGCACAACCAGCCAAGACAAAGAAAACACCGGCAAAAGGUCGGAGAUCGGAGGCAGCUGCUAAUUCUACUCCUGCUAGAGAGGAAUCAAGAGCUUCAACACCUGCUGGAAAGGAUGUUGAAUCAACUCCCGCCCCCACUAAAGCUUCAAAAACUCAGAGUAAAGAUGUUCCUGCUGACUCCGGCUCAGAUCAGCCCAAGAAAAAACGUGGACGUCUUGAUCUAUCAAUCGAAUCAGAAGAACAAUAUCUAGCGAAGGUUGAAGUCAAGAUAAAAAUACCCGAGGAAUUGAAAGUGUGGCUCGUUGACGACUGGGAUGUAAUAACAAGACAACAGAAACUAGCUAUAUUACCCGCAAAACUAACCGUUGCCCAAAUAGUAGAUAACUAUCUAGCAUUUAAGAAGUCAAGUAAACUGCACAAUCAGGCAAAAGAAUCAGUAUUAGUCGACAUAACGGAGGGCAUCAAAGAAUAUUUCAAUGCUACAAUCGGUUCACAAUUAUUAUAUAAAUUCGAAAGACCUCAGUAUAGCGAGAUAUUACAAGAAUAUCCGGACACACCAUUAUCCCAAAUAUAUGGUUCAAUACAUUUGUUGAGAUUAUUCGCUAAAAUGGGACCGAUGUUAGCUUAUACUGCACUCGAUGAGAAAUCUUUACAACAUGUGCUAUCACAUAUACAAGAUUUCCUUAAAUAUAUGGUUACAAAUAGAUCUACAUUAUUCAACUUGCAAGAUUAUGGAAACGCUACUCCGGAGUAUCAUAGGAAAGUGCAGUGA
This is a messenger RNA of Danaus chrysippus (African queen), 1005 nucleotides long. Lineage: Eukaryota; Metazoa; Arthropoda; Insecta; Lepidoptera; Nymphalidae. The record is from the annotation of a GenBank genome assembly.